AUGGGGGAAAAGGUACGCGGGGGGGAGGGGAGACGGGGAGCCAGGAAGGCAUUAAAAGGGAAAAGGGCAGGUGGUGAAGCUCAGAUUCUUUCUCUCAAAGACUCACCAGCCCGUUCCCCCCCACCUCCUAGGCUCACCUGCCCAUCCUCCUCCCCCUCCACCGCAUGUGCCUCACCCUCCUGUCCUCCCCCCUCUCACCCCUCCACUCCCCCCACCAACUCCGCCUCAGCAACCAUGCGCAUGGCUGCCUUCCCAUCCACCACCAGCCUCAGCAACCCACUGCUCCCUGCUUCCUCACAGACAGCUCUUAACACCUUCCCACCCUUUUCCCUUCCCUCUGUUCAUCCCCUCAGCUAUCCCCUUCCUGGACUCACCUGUCCGUCCUCCUCCCCUUCUACUGCAUGCCCUUCCGCCCCCUCUCCUCCCCCAUCUCUCCCCCCCACUCCCCCCACCAUCUCCGCCUCAGCAGCCAUGCGCUUCGCCGCCUUCCCAUCCACCACCACAGGUAAAAGCCCCACCGCUCCCUGCUUCUUUAUACUCUUCACUCCACCUCCCUCCUUCCCUUCCCUUGCUCCUCCCUCUCCUGCCCCCCUGCCCGCCUCCCUAGAUGCUGCUGCUGCUACAGCUGCUGUUAUGUUUGCCUGA
Molecule: messenger RNA, 645 nt
Organism: Closterium sp. NIES-65
Lineage: Eukaryota; Viridiplantae; Streptophyta; Zygnematophyceae; Desmidiales; Closteriaceae
Source: the annotation of a GenBank genome assembly